This is a messenger RNA of Alternaria ventricosa, 1344 nucleotides long. RefSeq lists its product as uncharacterized. The record is from RefSeq and is a predicted model, not a curated record. Lineage: Eukaryota; Fungi; Ascomycota; Dothideomycetes; Pleosporales; Pleosporaceae. Bases 1 to 1344 code for a protein of 447 amino acids. The transcript has a single exon.
AUGCGCCACCCCGAGCCCUGCCCCUCCUCGGAUUCUAUCACCUCGAUCAGUGUUGUCAAGAACCAGAAGCUUGCGCGAGACCGAUAUCGAGCCUUGAGCUGGAGCCAGUUCAAAGUACCGUCUUCCGACAGUUUUAUCCGCGUGGAUACCCGCGAUGAUACGCCCGCACACGCCUUGCCAAAUGAGAACGAUGGAUUCACUGUCGUGCGCCAGUACUUGUACGAUGUGCUCACCCACACAGGCUGGGGUAUAGGCUAUGAGUGCCCUGCAGCGAUAAGGGCAACGGUGGAAAGCUGGUAUGGGCAUGGAGGUUAUUUCAAGGCCCAAUGUGUAGCAGAAGAUGGAUUAUUGGAUCUUUGUCCCAUGAAAGGAAAAGAUGGCGAAGGAAACGAAGUGUGGUUCGAGGAUCGACUGAGAAACAAGAUCAGGGAAUGUGUCAGACACGAGAGCAGCAUGUUAUUGUAUCGCGAGACUGAGCUGGACGACGCGAUGAUUGAAGCAGAUACAUGCGUGGGCGAUAACAUUCCUGACAUCAGUGUACGGGAACAGGGCUGCCAGGAUUACGAUGGAGAGGAAAGCAUAUACUCGGUAGUCCAACCGUCGAUCAAUCUCGACGAGGAUGCAAUGACCAUUGCUCCCCAUGAAGACCAGGACGACGACCUCGACCCUUUAGCACCUCAUGUACACCGCAGCGACAGCGCAAGAUUUUCGGGAACAGUCGGAUCAGGGACACGGACCAGCAAAGACUUCGUAUCAUCCGACCCUGAGCCCAGGGUAAACGCGCCUUCCGAGAUCACGCAUGAACUCACAUUCCAGGUUCCUACGCCAAAUUUAGAGCAAUCAAAGAAGAGGAAAGAACGGUCGCAUGAAAGUUCAAGAGCCAUGGAUGAGCUGAUUGCAGAACGCAAGUCGUCCAUCAGCCGUGCAGUGUGCAGUCACGCGAACGCAACAACGCCAGACCCGAAGUCUCAAUGCCCACCGAAAAAAGAGCUACCUACCGCAUACAAGCACGCACGAAGAGGCGCCGUCGUACUCACCAAGAAACCCAUGUCUGUCGCACGGCACAGAAAUCACAGGAAAAGUGCGAAAGUCAUCGAACGCCGGUCGCAGAUGACCCACGACACAGCUUGCUCCGUUAGCUCCAUACGCUACGAGACACUGCCACAAAGUCAACUACCCGCAAUAAAAGGUCAGCAUCUCAUUGUCGAAGCUACGGCGGUGGCGAAGAGAGCGGUUGCCCUCAAGCUCAGCGUUGAUGAGGCAAAGUACUUGAACCAUCACGAGCGGAAUAAACGGAGUCUCAUGUCUAGGAUGUUUGCGAAAGUGGGUGGAAAGAGAGGGUGA